GGCUGCAUGCUGGGAGACGUAUCUCCGCACGCCGUUGGUCCUGUGCGGUGGCGUCUGUGUCGCCCAGGUCACGUCCCAUACUCGGCAUGUCGGGUCCGGCCGGCGGGUUGUGGGGUCUCCACGCAGGGCUCUGGGCGUUACUUCGCAGCCUCAAUGCUGCGCUCCUUCCUGGCCACGUGCGGGCCCUGCACGUCUCUUCUGUCUCUUGCGGCAGCAAGAACCUGCUCAAGAAAUUUGCCUCGAAAUCCAAAAAAAAGUUUUGGUAUGACGGUCCUUCCUUGGGGUCUCACUUGGUGGAGACUUACACACCCUCACCAUCGAAGUUCGAAUUCCUGAUGAAGAAUACUUCAAAGAAAGCCAGGAAAGAAGACCAAGUGCGCCUGAGGGCUCUGAACGGCCUCCUCCACAAAGCGCUCACUGACCUGCUGUGUACCCCUGAAGUGAGUCAGGAGGUCUGCGACCUGAGCGUGGAGCUCUCCAAGGUCUCCCUGACUUCAGACUUCUCAGCUUGCCGCGUGUACUGGAAGACAACUCUCUCCACUGAGCAGAACUCGCAAACACAGGCUACCCUGCAGAAAAGCGCUGCACGCAUGAGGCACCUUCUGAUGUCCCAGCAGACACUGAAGAACAUGCCCCCGAUAGUGUUUGUUCAAGACAAGGAAAACGCAGCCCAGGCAGAAAUUGACCAGUUAUUGGCCAUAGCUGACUUUGGACCCCUAGAUGGAGAUCACUUUGUACAAAACGACUUCAGGGACCCUGAUGCCCCACCACUGUGUGGCACUGCGGAGCCUGCCGCGCAGUCGAGUCUGUAUGGGAUCAAUCAUGAGGCGCUCAACAAGAAGAUUGCAGAGUACAAGAAGAAAAAGGAGAGCAGGCAGUGGCACGCAGCUGGGCCUGGGCCAGUGGCUGAGCUGGUAAAGCAGAUGAUAAAGAAGAAGAAGAAAGCCAAGCCCCGUGGAGACCAGGACAGCUCCCUUAGGAGUUACCUGGCAGGUGGGGAUGACCUGGACGAUGCCCCAGGCUACGAGUGCCACCCUCAGGACUCAGAGGAGUGGGAGGCAGAGAGAGGGGGUAGCACAGAUCAGGGCCGCUGCUGGGGAGCCCGGGAGGAGUAGGCGACACAGCACCAGUUCUGCCUGCCAUGGCUGCAGAAUGCGGACUCUGCUCAAGUGUGUUAGAGAGGGUCCACCAGCAGGAGGCACAGCCUGCAACCAGGGAGGCCACUGGUGGUGUCCUCCGUUCUGCUGCUUCAAUGUUUCCAGGAGGCCAUGUAUCUAAACACGGUUUCCUGUAGGAAAGUCACUGGUGUUUUUUUCUUCAGUGCUCGGUAUGUAAUUAAAAAAAUAAACAGCUGGCUCUGCACCUGUAGCUCGGUGGUUAGGGUGCCAGCCACAUACACUCCGGCUGGCGGGUUCAAACCCCACCCAGGUCUGCCAAACAACGACAACAACAACAACAACAAAAUAGCUGGGUGUUGUGGCGGGCGCCUGUAGUCCCAACUACUUGGGAGGCCGAGACAGGAGAAUCGCUUAAGCCCAAGAGUUUGAGGUUGUUGUGAUGCCACAGCACUCUACCUAUACUCUGUUUCUAUAUAAAUAAGUAAAUAAAUGAACAGCUAUCUUCACAAAUUGUCACAAAAUGAAAAUAGUAAAAUAACAUCUCAGAGAUGGUGGCCUGGGCACUUCUCCCUGCCAAACUGGGCCAGUGGCACUGAGUUCUUGGCCUGUGGGGCUGGGCACAACGCUGUGGAUCCCCCAGCUGUCUAGAGCUGCCAAGCCUGACCCAGUGCUUGGGGCUCUGUCCUCUGACUAGAUCUCCUAUAGUUUUCACUCCCAGUUGAGACCAUGGUUGAGCAGAAUGUGUGAGUUACUGAGUUUGAUGGGGCUUCUCAGGCAACCCUGCCCAUGAUGUUGCCCCCUGUCACACCUGAGCAGUCACAGGCUUUCCCUUUGGUACCUGUGGCCAGCUAGUGUGUAUUUCUUAAAGUCCAUCCAAAUGUCCAGCAGACCUGGUCUUUGCCUUCCAAGGGAUAUAAGCCAUAAAGAGUAUCUAUCUAUCCUACUAAAUUCUUUGUAUAGCCUCCAAGGCAGACUCACUUUACUGUUUACUGGAAGAAAGACACACCACCCCCUAUAGAUGAUCUUUUGGUCUGGCCCUUUCCUAUGAUGCCCAGGCCCUCACUGUCAAGUUCUAAAUUCCCCGCUGGCCUGGAACCAGCCUAGCUCUGAGGUCAGUGUUGACUCCCUGAGCCCACAUUUCCUAGUUUUCUGUCAACACCAUGGGACUAGGAUUUCUUAUUUAUUUAUUUUUUUUGUAGAGACAGGGUCUCACUUUAUGGCCCUCGGUAGAGUGCCGUGGCCUCACAUAGCUCACAGCAACCUCCAACUCCUGGGCUUAAGCAAUUCUCUUGCCUCAGCCUCCCGAGUAGCUGGGACUACAGGCGCCCGCCACAACGCCCGGCUAUUUUUUGGUUGCUGUUUGGCCGGGGCCGGGUUUGAACCCGUCACCCUCGGUAUAUGGGGCAGGCGCCUUACCAGCUGAGCCACAGGCGCCGCCUGGGAUUAGGAUUUCUUAUAUGUGUUACUGUAAGGCCUGAGAUGGCAUACAGAAAGCGUCCGAACGUGAUAGGUGCUUGCUGAGUGGGAGGCAGUCUGUGCUGUGACAGCAGGUGCUGAAGUAGGCCAUGUGGAGGCCUCUGUGUCGCCCCUCACUGAACUAUUGACAGUGAUGGGUUCAGGAAAGGAACUGGGCAGAGACCAGCAGCAGCCAGUAGACAAGCGUCCACCUUCCUUGUCUAUUCUGCAAGAGCAACUCACAUCACAGUAAAAACAUGUUUUGGGUUGAUGGCAGUACAGUUCCCAGGGUAGGGCUGGGCCUGGUACUGGCCAGAGUCCCUCAGCAUUCCUAGAGUGAGGCCAGCAUUGGAACCUCAAGGUGACUUCCCUUGGUGGAUUUCUCCAGUGUUAUCCCUGGGAUAGAAUCUCCAGCUCCCUCAGGCCUCAGGCUCCUUUCUUCCCCAUUCCAUUGGCCAGGAAGGGAAGCCUGGAGUUUUUGAUAUCAAAAACUUCAGGUAUUCUGUAAAGCUUCCAGCCACCUUGAAGGGGAAAGGGCUUGCGUGGAUUAUGGGGAGGAAUGAGGGGAUGGGUAGGAAGAAGAGACAGAGGUGGAGGAAGGAUGGUAUAUGCCCACAUAAGGGUAUAGGGAGCAGAGACCUUUCAGUGCUUGGCUUGCAGCAGGUGCAGAAGGAGAGUGGAAGCAAAGAUGGCUCCCACGUUUUCUCGUUACUGCUUUAGACGCGAUGACCAUAAAUGUCUGUGUUCUGACACUGGUAAACAUAUUGCAGUAAAUUAAUUUUCUAUUUCUAGAGAUCAUUUUAUAUUUUUUUGAGACAAAAUCAGAUUCUCUCCGGGUAGAGUGCCAUCAUCACAGUUCACAGCACCCUCAAACUCUUGGUCUCAAGUGAUAUUCUUGCCUCAGCCUCCCGAGUAGCUGGGACUACAGGCAUCUACCACCAUGCCCGGCUAUUUUUUAUUUUAUUUAUUUAUUUAUUUAUUUUUAAGACAGAGCCUCAAGCUAUUGCCCUGGGUAGAGUGCCAUGGCAUCACAGCUCACAGCAACCUCAAACUCCUGGGCUUAAGUGAUUCUCUUGCCUCAGCCUCCCAAGUAGCUGGGACUACAGGUGCCCGCCACAAUGCCCAGCUAUUUUUUUGUUGUUGUUGCAGUUUGCCUGGGGCUGGGUUUGAACCCGCCACCCUGGGUAUAUGGGGCCGGCACCCUACUCACUGAGCCACAGACGCUGCCCACACGCCCAGCUAUUUCUGGAGACAGCAUCUCGCUUUAGCUUAGUCUGGUCUUGAACUCCUGAGCUCAAGCAAUUCACCAGCUUUGGCCUCCCAGAGUGCUACGAUUACACCACAGCCAGUCUAACUUGAUUUUCUUUUUACAGCAAUGGUAUAUGUUCUUUGUCAGAAAAUCUAGAAAUAUGAUACCACCAAAAUGAAAGAAUGAAAGCCCCAUGUACUCUUAUCUCCCAGAGACAAGCACUGUUAAAUUUGGGUAUAAAACUGGAUGUGGUGGGGGAUGUCUACAGUCCUAUCACUUUGGGAAGCCGAGAUGGUAGGGUUGCUUGAGCCGAGAACUUGAGGCUACAUUUACCAUGAUCGUGCCUGUGAACAGCCACUGCACUCCAACUCAGCCAACACAGUGAGACCCCAUCUUUAAGAAAAAGUUGGGAGAGCUCGGCACCUGUAGCACAGUGGUUAUGGCACCAGCCACAUACACCGAGAUUGGCGGGUUCGAACCCAGCCCAGGCCAGCUAAACAACAAUGACAACUCCACAAAAAACAUUGUGGCAGGAACCUGUAGUCCCAGCUCCGUGGGAGACUUGGGCUUGGGCAAGAAAAUCACUUAAGCCCGAGAGUUUGAGGUUGCUGUGAUCUGUGAAGCCACGGCACUCUACCAAGGGUGACAUAGUAAGAAUCUGUCUCAAAAAAAAAAAAAAAAAGAACAGGUGGGAAGGAUUUAUAUAUCUUUCCAGCCUUUUUUUCUGUCAACGUAUUUACAAAUGGGAUCACUUUGCAUAUACCUCUUUUAAGAUAAGUUUUUAUUUUGGAAUAUUCCCAAACGUACAAAGAAGUAAAAGUCUAGUAUAGAAAAGUUUUUCUAAACCAUUUAAGAGUCACCAGCCUACUUGAUACCUGUAACCACCAUUGAUGUGUAUUUUUUUUAAUGUGUAUUUCCUAAAAACAAGGACAUUUUCUCACAGAACCACAGUGCAACCGUCAAAAUUGGGAUAUCAACACUGACAUUAAUAUACCCCAGACUGGUUAUAUAAUUUGUGGGGCCCCAUGCAAAAUG
Molecule: messenger RNA, 4857 nt
Organism: Nycticebus coucang (slow loris)
Lineage: Eukaryota; Metazoa; Chordata; Mammalia; Primates; Lorisidae
Gene: RBFA
Product: ribosome binding factor A
Exons: 7
Coding region: 87-1115 (342 amino acids)
Biological process (GO): rRNA processing
Source: RefSeq, a predicted model, not a curated record